Messenger RNA from Ascochyta rabiei, 1080 nucleotides. RefSeq lists its product as uncharacterized. Lineage: Eukaryota; Fungi; Ascomycota; Dothideomycetes; Pleosporales; Didymellaceae. The transcript has a single exon. The record is from RefSeq and is a predicted model, not a curated record. The coding region runs from base 1 to 1080 and encodes 359 amino acids.
AUGAUGUCUUCAGACCAAACUCCAUACGAAACCAUGCAAACGGAAGGCUGCAGCCAAGUUGAACCGUCGUUCGAAGUGAACGAGGUCGAUCAGACCGAGGUAAACACUACUGCACAUGCGUAUAGUCUCCAGCACUCUGAACCAAGCGCCGAGGUCUACUGGGGUGCAGCUCCACAAGGCUUCCGAGAGCAUGUGUCCAAGGUCACCUUUGGUACAGGCGGAGCCUAUACACCAGUUGGCCCACCAUACUCAGCGAAUAGCUUUGCCCCAGUCGAGGCUAUGAACGACCUCAGCUUUCAGGCCAACCCGCACGGUUUAAACGAGUCGCAAGUUUGGCCCAACACCUCGGACGGAUGUAUCGACUCUCGUCGCUUGACGCUCACGGGCGAAAACUACGACCAGCCUCAGAGUGAAAGACAACAGGGGGCCGCAGUGUACUCCAAAAAUAUCUUCUCAGAUCUGGGAAGUAGCGACCUACCCCAUUUGCAACCCGCGGACAGCAUCGAGACCUACAACUCGUUUCAGUAUCCACAAGAACAAUUCUUGGGGUCCACACCAUCCCUCGGUCCGCAUUCGUCGAUUGAUCAGAUGAUGGAAGAUAAACCAACCUUGCCUGCUUCCGUGCAGAUGCCGACAGAAUUGAGAGGCGUCCCAUUCGCACCAACAAGACGACCUUCUACCGUGCCUUGGUCUCAUACCGCAGCGAUCGAGCAGACCAUGCCGCACGGAGUCUACAAUGAGGGCCCCUACCUCGAUAGGCUGAACAGUCAUUCAACAGGCGAGACGUCGCUCGGUGAACCAGAUCAUGACGGGUCGAUGGUGACUGACAUUGUACAUGAGGCGAGUACAAAUAGCUCUUGGGCCCCAGAUGUGAACCCAACAGACUCUGGUGGGAUGGCCUUGUACCCCCGCCAAUCUGCCACGCCGCACACAAUUCGGCGCCGCCGAUCCUCAUACCGACAUGGCUCUGGAGGCUUGUAUGAGCCUAGGUCUGAUGAUCCUUACACCCGAGAGCACUUCGAUACCAUGCUCGACCGCCUUGACAUCAAUAGCGGCGCUGGUACUGAAUUGAUGAGGUGA